Messenger RNA from Strongyloides ratti, 1122 nucleotides. Its product is annotated as Mitochondrial inner membrane protein OXA1L. Lineage: Eukaryota; Metazoa; Nematoda; Chromadorea; Rhabditida; Strongyloididae. The coding region runs from base 1 to 1122 and encodes 373 amino acids. The transcript is spliced from 2 exons. Gene Ontology annotation, molecular function: membrane insertase activity. The record is from RefSeq and is a predicted model, not a curated record. Gene Ontology annotation, cellular component: mitochondrial inner membrane. Gene Ontology annotation, biological process: mitochondrial respiratory chain complex IV assembly; protein insertion into mitochondrial inner membrane from matrix.
AUGCUUCAUUUUUCUAAAUAUGGUGGGAAGGUUCUUUCGAAUACAUUAUAUAGAUCAAUUACAUCACAUACAAUAUUAAAUAAUAGGUCUAAUAUUGUAACUAAUAUGCAAUGUAGAGGAAUAACUACAAAAGAUAUUUUUAAUUCUGAAUCUUUACAGAAUUUCAAAAUUCCUGAAGCUCCGCAACCACCUCUACCAGAUUCUUCAAUUGCGGAAUUAUUAGAAAAAGGAGAAUCUAUUCUUAAAAAUUUAGAUUUAUUUGAUUGGUACAAACCAACUGGAUACUUAAGAUACGGAAUGGAAUAUAUUCACAUGAAUUUUGAUAUGCCUUGGUGGGGUACAAUUGUUACAUCGACAAUAGUUUUGCGGUUACUUUUAGUAUAUGUUCCAAUUCUUUCACAAAGAUAUGCAGCAAGACGAUCACACUACCGCACAGAGCUGAAAGAAUUUGCUGACCAAAUGAAUGAAGCAAAAAUGGAAAAUGAUAAUAGAAAAAUGCAAAUCAUACUUUUAAAACAACAAAAAUUUUUUAAUGAAAAGAAUAUAAGUCCAUUAACCCAAUUAGGAAUAAGUUUUUCAAAUGGUGCUAUUUUCUUGUCCCAAUAUUUUGCUAUCAAGGAAUUUACAAAUGUUGAUUAUCCAGGUUUUGAUGUUGGUGGUACAUUAUGGUUUAACAAUCUAUCAUUACCUGAUCCUUACUAUAUUCUCCCACUGAUAACAAGUCUAACAAUACAUUAUACUAUGAAAAAGGGUACAGAAACUGGAACUGAUGUUGAUCAGCUUACUCCAUUUUUGUCAUUUGCAUUAUUGUAUGGCCUACCAUUUGGCGUAGGUAUUUGGAGUAUUACUUGCCCAUCUGCUAUUGUAUUAUACUGGGCCACAUCUAAUACUAUUACCCUAAUUUACUCAAUACUUUUUAGAAUUGAACCUAUCAGAAAAUUGCUUAAAAUUCCAAAAAUGAUACCCCCUGAAAGUAAGAAGACAAAUCCAAUUCAAAGUAUCUCGGAGUCAUAUAAAAACUUUAGAAAUCUAAAUUCUAAAGAACCAUCACUAAAAGAUAUAAGGGAAAAAGAUUUUUUGAUUUUUAAAAAAGCUGGAAAAUCUAUCAAUGGAAAAAAAUAA